This is a messenger RNA of Hippocampus comes (tiger tail seahorse), 1681 nucleotides long. RefSeq names its product nuclear pore complex protein Nup133-like. Gene Ontology annotation, cellular component: nuclear pore outer ring. Gene Ontology annotation, molecular function: structural constituent of nuclear pore. The annotation marks the transcript as partial. Gene Ontology annotation, biological process: transcription-dependent tethering of RNA polymerase II gene DNA at nuclear periphery; protein import into nucleus; poly(A)+ mRNA export from nucleus. Lineage: Eukaryota; Metazoa; Chordata; Actinopteri; Syngnathiformes; Syngnathidae. The record is from RefSeq and is a predicted model, not a curated record. The transcript has 13 exons.
AGCAACGACGUCCUGGGCGCCCAAGCGCUUACCGACGAGCUCUUCCCGAGCGGUGACGACGCGGCGGAGGGCGGGGGGGAGCUGGACGCCAUGGUGGCCCAGAUCGACCUGGACCUGCUGGACGACUACCCGGCCUCGGACCCCCGCUGGGCUGAGUCUGUGCCUGACGAGAGCGCCGGCUUCCCGCUGACCUCCCUCAUCAUCCUCCAUCAGCUGGAGGACAAGAUGAAGGCCCACAGUUGCUUCAUGGACUUCCUGCUGCAGGUACACACAAAGAGCAUCUCGUGGGAAAAAGAUCCAAAGUUGGGCGAAUUUCCAAAUACGCUCCACGCCGCGAGAAGAAGGUCGGCCAUGUUUGAUGUGGAUAUGCUUCACGCCGCGGGCCAGUACCGAGAGACGAAGGCGUCCACGUACGGAGCGUCCGAACACGCCGACGUGGACGCCGAGUACAUCCCGUGGACGGCGCUGGGCGGCGUCCGCACGGUCAUCUCCCGCCAGCGCGAGCUGGUCCUGCGCUCCGUGUACCCCCACGCCGACUCGGAGCUGCGUAGCGUGCUGUGCGAGCAGCUGGUGGCGCUGUUGGACUUUUACCUGGCCGGCUACGUGGCCCAACUCAACUCCCUGAAGCAGCGGCGGCAGCAGCAGCAGGGACAAGAGCGCUACGACAGCCUAGAAAUGGAGUAUGGUCAGCGGCGAUCGGAGCUACUGGCGCCACUACUGGAGCUGGGCCAGUACCAGUGGGCGGCGGCGCUGGCCGAGAAGUAUUGCGACUUUGACAUCCUGGUCCAGAUGUGCGAGCUGACCGACAACCAGAGCCGCCUGCAGCACUACAUGAGCAAGUUUGCCGACCAGAAUUUUGCCGAUUUCCUGUUCCGCUGGUACAUGGAGAAGGGCAAGAGAGGCAAACUUUUGUCGCAGCCGACCGCUCAGCACCAGCAGCUGGCCGGAUUCCUGCGAGCGCACCAACACCUCAGCUGGCUGCACGACAUCCACGUCCAGCACUACCACGCCGCCCACCGGACGCUGGUCAAGCAGGCCGACGCCGAGACGCGUUACUUUGCCAAGAAGAAGACUCUGCUGGCUCUCGGCAAACUGGCGGCGCUGGCGUCCGAUCUCGCGGCGGACGAGCUGGCCAAACAAGUCGACGAAAUUGUGGAGCAGGAGCGCUUCCUGCUGCACCAGGAGACCUUGCCCAGGCAGCUUCUGGAGGACAAGCAGCAGAACCCCGACGGCAUGUCGCUUCUCAGCGCUCGCCAGCUGGUGCAGCUUUACAUCUGCGACGACAACCGCAGGGCCAACGAGUACGACUUCAAAAAGGCUUUGGAUCUCCUGCGGUACAUCGAUGAGGACGACGUCGACGACGGCGGCAACAUCCACUCGCUCAAGUGCCAAAUCUUGGCAAAAGUUCUCCGGAGAGACGAUUGGUCAUCUCUCGACGGCAACGACGACCCCCUGGAGGCCGCCAAGGACAGCAUCUUUGUCAAGAUCCUCGCCAUGCUGGCUCAGGAAGGUGUCCGGCUGCAGACGUACCUGCCGGAGGUCAAGGAGCUGCUGGAGGUGGACGAGCUGAGCGCUCUCAAAUCCAAACCCUACUUUGAGUUUGUGUUGCGAGCAAAUUACGAGCAUUACCUGGAGGCGCAGAUGUGAAUGGCCGACUUGAGAACCCCCCCCCCGCCCCCCC